AUGGUGUAUAAAAGGCAAGCACAACUGCUGAUAUCCACCAAAACAACCAAAUAUGAGGCCAUAUAUAUAUCAAUAAUUAGUGUUGUGUGCUGGGCAACUCUUCUCAAAGUUAAUGCACUGAAUAUCACCGAAUGCGACUCAUAUGAAGGAUACAAAAACAACACUAGGCUAAAUUGUAGCUAUAGUGUAAUAUGGUGUGAUGGUAACUAUUCGAUGUUCUGUUCUGAAGAAGAUGUGUGUGAUGAGAGCUUCAACUGCAGUACAGAGCAAAUCGAAGAGAGCUCCACUACGAGCCCUGCUGCAAAUGCGGAUAUAGAUAUUACAGAAGCUUGCACAAAGGGUAUGACCCAGAAAUUUGUUUACCCACACAACUGCAACUAUUAUUACUAUUGUAUUGAUGGCUUUUUACUUGUGGGGCAAUGUCCUUUAGGAUAUGUUUUUAAUACUGAAAAUCAAGUCUGUAGUGGCAGCAUUACGGAUAUAAAUGGUUGUGUGCUGACGUAG
This is a messenger RNA of Scaptodrosophila lebanonensis, 504 nucleotides long. RefSeq lists its product as uncharacterized. Gene Ontology annotation, molecular function: chitin binding. Lineage: Eukaryota; Metazoa; Arthropoda; Insecta; Diptera; Drosophilidae. Gene Ontology annotation, cellular component: extracellular region. The record is from RefSeq and is a predicted model, not a curated record. The transcript has a single exon. Bases 1 to 504 code for a protein of 167 amino acids.